CUUGAAGGCGGGUCUUGUGUUUAGAUUGUGGGACACGGAGGCCUGAAGGGAUUAUUUUAGUGUCGUGAAACUUUUACACUAAAUUAACUGCAAGAGGCCGCCAUGACGAGUCUGUGGAUGGGGGAUAUUGAGCCAUUUAUGACAGAGGAAUUCAUUACUCAAGCCUUUGAAUCUUUAGGACAGAGCAUCCUGAGCGUCAAAGUCAUCCGUAAAUGGGAAACAGGACUCCCAACUGGUUAUGGUUUUGUUGCAUUUGCUGAUAAAGAAACUGCAACAAAGAGUCUGCAGAAAAUAAAUGGAAAAUACAUUCCUGGCACUGGUGCUACCAAGAGGUUUAAGCUGAGGCCCGCCUUAAACCAAACGCCAAGACUAUACGAACAAAGCAACACAGUGCAUGCACAGACUGACUAUACCGAGUUAUAUAAUUACUAUAACCAAGCUUACCAGAUGAUGAUGUAUACUAACUUGAAGUAUGACCAGAAAACGGAUGGUUACCAGUAUCCACAAUAUGGAUAUACACAGACCACUGGCCAGGCGUAUGAGGAACCAGUAACUGAAUUAGUUGAAGAAUAUACCCUUCAGUUGGAUGUAGAAGAAGCCAAUAAACAGUAUAUGGAACAAAGCGAGGAAUUUUAUGAUGCGUUAAUAGACUGUCACUGGCAACCACUGGAUACAGUGAGUUCCAAGAUCCCCGCCUUAGAGGACUCUUCAUUUUGUCACUGACUUUAUAUUCAAAGAAGGACGAUAAUUGUUCAAUAACAAAAUUGGAUUUUGUAUUUCAGCUGUAAACUUUAUAACUGGCAGCAACAACAAAAAUCUUUAUAGAUAUUAAUUACAAUUUUGGUUGCUACUACCAGUUGUAAACUUUAAAUUUGGAGUAUGUUCUGUAUGAGAGACUUUUAUUAGUGCUAUGCACUGCUUCCUGGUUCCAUGCUGAGGACGAAUAGAAGAUAAUUAAAGGGACCAUCUGAAUGUGGUGGUGAACUUAACAGAGAAAAUCAUUUACCAGAUAUAUUGUAUUUAUUUUGUAAACUCCUGUUAAUGAGAAAACAAAACUACAGAAGACGCAUUUCUCCCAUGGAAGCCCAAGAUUGUUGUACUAAACCACCGUGGAUUGUAGAAAAGUUAGUCUUUGGUGUUUAGUAUCAUUUUAAAACCCACAUUACCACUGGAUUAACAUGUAAGAACUUUAUAACUGUAUUGAGGGUUAUUACCAUUUUAAUGAGGUGGAAAUUUCAAUCUCGCAAUAAGUAUUUGACUUAAACCAUGCAUGUAUAGGAGUAAUAAAUUUAAAUUAUUUUA
Molecule: messenger RNA, 1302 nt
Organism: Bombina bombina (fire-bellied toad)
Lineage: Eukaryota; Metazoa; Chordata; Amphibia; Anura; Bombinatoridae
Product: tRNA selenocysteine 1-associated protein 1
Exons: 7
Coding region: 103-723 (206 amino acids)
Biological process (GO): selenocysteine incorporation
Cellular component (GO): nucleus
Molecular function (GO): tRNA binding
Source: RefSeq, a predicted model, not a curated record